GGCAUCCUCUCCCAGAGAAGCCUGCCCCAUCAUUCCGACCCGCGUCUCUGGAAGUUGUGAUGUUGUUGUCCACCGAUGUGGGCACGCGUGGCGUGCGUCAGGGGCGUGCUGGCAGGUGUGGCAGCUCUUCGUGCCGACUGUGCGGGCGUGUGGGGCCCGAUGCGGCCCACAGAUGUCUCUCAGGCCUGUGCGUUCCGUAUACACUGUGGCUCAUGCUGUGGCUCAAGCUGUGAACGAUUCAUCGGCGCAGGCGCAGCAUGGCAAAGCAUGGAAGCUGCGGUAUUUGACGGAGAGGCUGAAGAAGCCUCAGACGCGAGGAAGAAGCUGCCCCCGUGGGCCAGCAACCUGGAGGACAGCGUGAACAAGCGCCUCCUCAUCAUCCUGCGAGACGACAGGAAGCUCUUCGGGUGGCUGAGGAGCUUCGACCAGUUCGCGAACCUGCUGGUGGAGCACACCGUGGAGCGCCACAUCCUCCUCGAGGAAAAGCUGUAUGCGGACGUCUACCUCGGCACGAUGCUCGUGCGCGGGGAGAACGUGUGCCUCUUCGGCGAGGCCGCGGAGGACGCACCCGGCGAGGGCCCGCUGCACGAGGCGCCCCUGGCGUACGUGCUCCAGCGCGAGGCCGAGCAGGAGGCCGCGGAGCAGGCCCGCGGCGUGCGGCGGCCGCUGGACGCCUUCGCCGAUCCCGCGGAGGCCUAGCGGGCACCCUGACGGUAUCCGCGGCGGGCUCCGCGGCGCGAGCGCCGCGCGGGCGCGUAAUUUGCAGCGUCGCAGUCGGUGCCGGUCAGUCCGAAGGGGCGCGAUAUCGUUCGGGG
This is a messenger RNA of Prorocentrum cordatum, 815 nucleotides long. Lineage: Eukaryota; Dinophyceae; Prorocentrales; Prorocentraceae. The record is from the annotation of a GenBank genome assembly.